CCUCAAAGGGCCAUCACGUCUCAGAGAUCAUCCUCAGUGUGGAUAAGAUCGUGUAGAGCCUAGUCGAGAGAAGACGUCGCUCUGGUCGCACUCCGCCGCAAAGGCCGUCUGCUUGAUCAAUUUCUUUGGAGCAUCUAAUAUCUGACUUAACGAUGGAGCAGAGCUUUAUGCCACGCUCUCUUUGGACUAACGACAGCAAAUUUCUCCACCAUCAUGUCCCUGAUUUCUUUACCAGUGUCCAAGUUACACAGGAUAUAGCGGCUGGAACAUCUUUCGGACCCUGUGUUCUUCACAAUACGUUUUAUGACACAAUUGCUUUCAUUGCCUUGAAAUCGUUUGACAAAAAAGAGAAAUCCUAUGUAUUUCGGGUAGAUCCUGAGGCUAUGAAGAGCUCGCCUUUGGUAGUUCCCUGGUUAAGAUUAGUACAGCCUGCAAUGAACACAGAGGAGCAAAACACAGAAGCCUAUCUGAAGAGUGGCCAACUGUUUUUUCGGACUAUUCGAGAUGUGAGGCAAGGAGAAGAACUGCUUGUUUGGUAUGAUGAAGAGCUGUCUCGUCUUCUUGGAUUCAGUGACGUCAAAACAGGGGCCCUUUCAGAAGACUUCUUGUGUGGCAGAUGCGGUCAAGUUUUCAAGAACGAAAAUCCAUUUCUUGCUCACUGUCGCUUUUUGUGUGCGCAAGUAAAAGCCGACAUAAUACGAACAGAUAACGAACAGAAGCAAACUGAAGUGAAGCGACAGCGCAAAGUCACCGAUUUUCACAACAUUGCAAGAGACCUGGAACAUAAAAAAUCUUGCUCUGCUGAGGACAAUUUGUCGACACGAAAAAGGAAACCCGAAGAAACUUUAAGUCCACGGAACAGAAAAACUGUUCUACUGGAGAAAACUAAUAUCACUAAUUACACAAACAUAACGGAUAUCAACAAAGGAUACCCAUAUGGCCAUGACUUUAUGGAACCUACCAUGAAAUUAACCGAGGGCGGUUUAUCAAUUUACGAAAAGAGCGGCAAAAGCAGUUCCAAUACUGGAAAACCAACAGAACACAGAUAUGAACAGACCCAUCUCCUCAAAGGUGCAGUAAGGCAAAAUCUUUCUGGGUCAAGCUACCAGCCAGACGGGAAAGCGCAUAUGGGUCUUCAGUCCGAUUCCAGUGCAUUUUCAUUCAUUCUACCGGGGAGUACCCACGAGGAACAAAAGAGUGCAUUUUGUAAACCCAGCAAGCGUUUCAUCGUCGAAGGACCACAGCGUCCAGCCCCUCCAAUAUGUAGCCCACAAAAACUCCCGGAUAUUUCAGAUACGUACAACUCAAAGAUUGUUGUUGGAUAUAGAAAUAUGUUGGCCUCUCACCUGUUUCAGUGUGAUCCGCAAACGAUGGUGUCCGCUCCAAUGACAACAAAAGGCUCAUUUAAUUUCACACCGGAGCACUGGACCACGAACAUAAACGGCCAGUUACAAGACAACCCUUCCUUGACCCUUCUUCCUCCUACUUUCAGCUCACUGGGUGUUUCAGUGCAGAACUGGUGUGCUAAAUGCAAUCUUUCAUUUCGAAUGACCUCUGACUUGGUGUUUCACAUGCGGUCACAUCAUAAAAAGGAAUUCUCCGCAGAGUCUCAGGUGCGGAGGAGAAGAGAAGAGAAACUCACCUGUCCAAUCUGUAAUGAGUACUUUCGUGAGCGACACCAUCUCUCACGUCACAUGACUUCUCACAACUGAAAAAUGAACUCACAAAGACCUUUUUGGUACUUCACUAUAAGGUUUAGUUCGUCCCUCUAGACGGUGAUAUCGUAGAAGCAUAAAUAUAAGUUUUAGUCUUAGCUGUUGUUGAAUGGGGAUGCCCGGUAAGCUUAUUUGUUGGCUCUAUAGGAUAGACUACAGUAAAAUCUUCAUAUACGAAACGUGAAACUAUGAAUACAAAUACAAAAAUACAAAUUGAAUGGAAUAUAGGUAUUCAUUUUAUAAGAUAAAUGAUAGAUUAGGCUACGUCAUGUUUUUGCUUUGAUUAAGCAAAGGAUUUAAUAUAAGCUUGAUCGGCAUGACCCAUCACUGGAAAUGAAAAUAAUAAUUUCAAAAUUUGAUGGAGUACUAUUCUCCCUAUCGUCAAAAGUCUGCAUGUGCGGAGAGCUGUUUCAAAUGUGUCCUCAGAGUCGGAGUCACAAUUUGCAUUGAUUCUAAGUGACACUGAUAAUGCACGAUAAUUCAAAGUAUCUCCACAAGAUGGCCACAGAGAUCCAUAACGGCAUCUCCAUAUAACGGUAUACUACAUCUAGUUAAAUCGUGCCUUAUAAAUCUCAGGAACGGUAGAUAUGUAGAUAUUUAAAAUAGGUGAUAUUUGAUAUUGUGUCCUAAGCACUGAAGUUAAUUUACUUCUCUAACAGCCCGACUAAACCAUUAGCUAUAGUAUUUAUUUCAGACAAAAGCAUUAUCCCCUUAAAUGAGUAGGCUACUGUAUCUAACAAAUAUUAGUUUAUGCACUAUGGUGAUAGUAAUCAUCUCUGACAAAUCUAUAAGGACUUGCUAAAUUUUCAUCAUUGCAUCAUUACAACAACAAAAGACAAAUAAUAUGUAUUCAUUUACAAAGGCUUUCUUUCAAGUUUUCUUUUUUGGAGGAGGGGGUAUUAUGAAGUUAUGGUAUUUGCUGUGACACAUCGUAUCAUUAACAGGCCUUCACUCUCUGAUUGUGUCAUUCUGAUCUCUUAAAAAGGAUGGACUUCUUAAUGGAAUGAAAUAAACACAUUAUGGAAAUUGCCUACACAUCAAGUAGUUAUAUUUGUUUAUUUUAUCUAGUACAAAUGCAACAAAAUAUAUUGCCUCAAUCAAAUAGGACAAAGUGUAGGUCUUUGUUAUGAUUUUUUAUUUCCCUAUAGAGUUAUUGAAACAACAUGGUUUAUAACACCCAUUUCCUCUAAAUUCACAUAAUUACAUUCUGAAGCAAUAUCCGCACUAGUGCUUUUCAUGAAUAGUUUCAUGAAAGAUUUUGAAGAAUUUUUUGGAAACUGCCUUCAAGGAUAACAAGGGCAAAUUUUAUAUGUUCAUCAAUUGCAUGGUUGGUUUUCUGGUGGCUGAUUCUGGUUCCCCCUAGGUCAUGCUUGUCUGAGUUCUGACUGAAGCACUGAUACCUAUCUACACAGGUUUCAGUACAAGAUCUGGAACGAUGGGUUUGCAGGAAUCAAGUUAGUAACCACUGUAGCUAUUUGGCCAAAUGACAGGAAGCCAACCUUAAAUACAGGCUAAUAUUAGUCUGCUGGUAUUAGCUGUCUAUUGGGAAGGGUUGAUGGUGUUUUAAGAGAACAUCUAUAGUGGUUAGGUUUGCCACAUUUCUUUUACUUUUUCCCUUUUUUUUUUGUUUUGUUUUGUAAACUCAAUAUUAGUGUAAGCAAAAUACAUUGCCAAAUCAUCAUAAGAUGAUACAAUACACAACAUUUUAAGUAAAUGAAGAAAGUGAUUUGAAGGAAGGAAAUUAUUUCUUGUUCUAUAAUAAUAAACCAGUAAAGCAUAAUUCAGAAAUGUAUUCCUCCUAAUGUUGGACAGGAUGCAUUUUGCUCUUCAUGCUGUUAUGAAAGUCCAGGAUAAAAAUGCAUGUGUGUGUGUAAAUUAUUAGGAAAUAAAAAUGGGCUAAUAAUUUUC
Molecule: messenger RNA, 3623 nt
Organism: Electrophorus electricus (electric eel)
Lineage: Eukaryota; Metazoa; Chordata; Actinopteri; Gymnotiformes; Gymnotidae
Gene: znf488
Product: zinc finger protein 488
Biological process (GO): oligodendrocyte development; regulation of DNA-templated transcription
Cellular component (GO): nucleus
Molecular function (GO): protein binding
Source: RefSeq, a predicted model, not a curated record